AUGAAAAAAAGCGUGCACCUUUGGCAGGGGAUUCAGCCUGAACUUCAUCGUUACUCUCACGCGACAUUUCAUGAAGGAACGCACAGACAGGCCCCUGGAGACUCUACACCGUGGCGUGACGUCUCUUCACCGGUUAACAGGUUCCGCGCUUGGUGGUUGGCGCCGGCAGCCAAAGGAAGCGUUAUUGCUGCUUGGAGCUUGACAUGUGUUAUCGGCGCGUAUUGCUUCAGUAUUCAGCAAGAUGCAAAGGGAACUUACCUGCUGAAUAAUGUUCUGCUUCGCAAUUUGCACGAAGAGUCACAGCGAGCUAGCGCCAACGAGGAGCGUGCAGGUGCGCUACAAGAGGCAAUGCGGCAGUACCUUGCGGAGGAGACGAGCCGCAAGCAGAACACCGCGAACCUGGCAGAGUACGUGGCGUCUAGCGAAAAGAUGAAAGCUGGGAUUGUAAAUUACGAGUUAGAACUAGUACGAGAGAGAGGAAGAGCAGACGCUACCCACGAGCGCAAUCAGAAGCUUGUGAAGGAGCUGUUGGCUGCCAGGCAAGAAGUGGCACGAGUUCAGAAGGACAACGCUACUUUGGUUGGGGAGGUCGAGAAAUUGCAGCGGUUACUGAAGCGCUCAGGUAAGCUUUGA
Messenger RNA from Leishmania braziliensis MHOM/BR/75/M2904, 633 nucleotides. RefSeq lists its product as hypothetical. NCBI's taxonomy places the organism in Eukaryota, Euglenozoa, Kinetoplastea, Trypanosomatida, Trypanosomatidae. The record is from RefSeq and is a predicted model, not a curated record. Bases 1 to 633 code for a protein of 210 amino acids. The transcript has a single exon.